Molecule: messenger RNA, 1335 nt
Organism: Lottia gigantea (owl limpet)
Lineage: Eukaryota; Metazoa; Mollusca; Gastropoda; Lottiidae
Exons: 2
Coding region: 1-1335 (444 amino acids)
Biological process (GO): neuropeptide signaling pathway
Cellular component (GO): membrane
Molecular function (GO): G protein-coupled peptide receptor activity
Source: RefSeq, a predicted model, not a curated record
AUGGAUGUGAUUGAGGUUGACGGUAUUAGAUGUUGUAAUUCAAUGGCUGUAACCAUGUUUAAUAAUACCUUUCUUCAUUAUUCACCAAGUCUCAACACGGAAACAUUAACUCUGACUAUCAUGUUAUCAAUAUUUGCCAUUUUGGGAUCCAUUGGAAAUUCUUUGGCCACGUUCGUUUUUUAUAAAGUUAGAGACAAAACGACAGCACAAAUAUUUAUUUUAUACAUGUCUGUUAUUGAUUUAUUUACAUGUACAGUUAUUAUUCCAUUUACUGUGGUCGUAGAAUACCUGCGUUACGACGUCAGGUUUGACGGAAUCUGUAAACUGUAUCAGUUCCUUAUUACAUCCAAAGUGCCAUUAUCAGCAUUUAUCAUGGUCGCAAUUGCCUUUGAUCGUUAUUUUUGCAUCUGUCAUCCAUUGCGACGAAUCGUGACCCCUUUCAGAAUGAAAAUGGUGAUUUUGUGCCUCACAAUAUUUGCCUGUACUCUUGGCAUUAUCACAUGUUUGUCUUAUGGAGUAUACAGAAGAGCCUCCAUCCCAACAUUGUCAUUUUCGGAUUCAAAGUUGGACGGAAUCGGAAGCAAAUUUAUGGACUGGAGACCAAUGGCUGACGAACCUGUAUCUUCAGAUGAUGUCAGUCAGUCAGUAAUGUCGUUUAUUAUGGAAUAUCUUAAGAAACGCAACGUAAGUCACACAGUUACAUCAUUGGGUGACCAGGACCAGGUUGUCUACAUUGGAACAUGUUUACCGAACAGUCUAGUGCUGGAUUUAAACUUUCUAUAUGUGUAUCAAAAAGUUUAUUCUGUUCUUUUCGUCGUGUGCCUUGUCGUUGUAGCUAUUCUUUAUGGCUUAAUCUUGAGGUUUAUACAAUUGAGAAGGUCUAAAAAACUUCAACAAAAAUUAGUUUUGUGUACUUACAUGAAUGGAGAACAAGCUUUUGAAGGAACCAGGAUGACUUUGUUGAACGGCAACGAUGAUGAACACCCACAUCUGAAAUCUAAGGAUUCUCUUCAUGAAGAAAAUAAUACGUUAAAAGUAGACCAAAAUAAAAACAACGAUAUUCGUCGGACAUCAUCAUUUAUGUUCGAUGCUGACAAGCUUCGUGAUGAAACCCGAACAGCCAAUAUUAAAACAGCCAUUAUGUUGUUUACUGUAACUGUUGUGUUUGUCAUUGCGUUUUUACCCGCGUGGUUAAUGGCUCAUAAAUUUAUUCCGCCUAAUAUUGUAAUAUUUUAUAUGUACUUUAGUUACAAUGUCGCCAAUCCAUGUAUUUAUGCUUUUAUGAACCCCGUGUUUCAGGAAACACUGAAAAAGAUUUAUCGUAGAUCAAGUUAA